AUGACCUCAGCCAUCCAAAACCUCAAUAUCCGAAAAGCGUCGAAGAUCACCCCCGGUGCUCACGGCCCGAGCACUGCCCUCAAUCCAGCCUCACAACGUGAGUCCGCGGAGGGGCUCGAUGAUGCCUUUGAUCGGCAGCAAGUGCCUCGACCACCACGCGAUUUCUCAAAGCAGGUACCUUCGCCGGCGGCUCUUGCAGAUAUGAAAAAACCGCAUCCCAGGUUGACACACAAGAACGUCGACAAGUUCGCGGACAUGCAGAUUGCCAAAGAGGCAUACAUGCUGGUCCACCCCUCGGAAACCAGGGUAAUGGAAUGGCUCGAGAAGGCUUCCCUGCAUUAA
Messenger RNA from Penicillium manginii, 342 nucleotides. RefSeq lists its product as uncharacterized. The coding region runs from base 1 to 342 and encodes 113 amino acids. The transcript has a single exon. The record is from RefSeq and is a predicted model, not a curated record. NCBI's taxonomy places the organism in Eukaryota, Fungi, Ascomycota, Eurotiomycetes, Eurotiales, Aspergillaceae.